GUCCUCAGGAGUCCUGAACAGACAGGGGAGGGCAGGAGUGUCUCCAUUCACACAGGCUUCAGGGGUCAGGGGUGGGACACUGGCCGAAAUGCCUGGGAAGCCAUUAAGCAGGGAAGCAGACCUCCGUAAGUAAUUCAAGGUUUACAAUUUUAAGUAAGUCUGCUCUAUGCCUCAAUGUCAUUAGCUGCAGUCAACUUCAAUGAAACAAACAAAAAAUUUAAUACACUGCAUAUGGGUCUGAGGGCUGGAUGAACAUGAAGUGGUGACAGGGAAAAGCAACUUGCACAUACAACGUUAUGGUGAUGUAAUGAAAAAAUAAAUAAAAAAACACAUUAUCGUCAUUACUAAAAAAACAAUGGUAAAUAUUGUGGAGACAUUGUUUUGCUGUAACCCUACUUCAGCAUAAGGCUCAAACUGUUAUCUGUGUAUUUAUGUUAUUAUUUCAUGUCCGGGCGUUAUUAUCUGCAAGGCUGUAUUGCCAAGGGCAGUGUGUGUGUUGCAGUUCCUCCGGCCGCCGCCUCCUGCGCCCCGCCUCCCGCUGAGCGGCCCGGAUCUGCGCGCAUGUGCACUGCGCGCCUUCAGCCCGCCAUUUUGUGCAGAGCCCACUCCGCCACGGAGGAGGAGAGGAUUAAAACCACCGGGAGAGAAGGGUGCUUUACACACCGCUGCCGUUACACCCGGGCUUUCGCCUCAAUACAACCAGAAAAUAAACGGAAUUCAGCAGGCUGCACAGAUGGAAGGGGAGCCGACUGCAUCAGUCAUGGAGGAGGCGGGCGACGGCUUCAAGGCAAAGGACUGCAAGACAUACCAGAGGCGGCGUGGGGGUGGGGGGGACGAGGAGGUGGGGGUGGAUCUGCUGGAAACGGGGAUGGAGGUGGUUCAACCACAGGGAGGCGCUGACGUGGUGGAAAUGAUGGUCAUGGACUCCUUGGACCCCACGCUGUUGCAGAUGAAGUCAGAGGUGAUGGAGCAUCAGGAGACGGGCGCGGCUGGCACGGUUGGUGUGGCCGGCUCCGCCCACGAGGCCACCGUCACCACGGUGGACGACACCCAGAUCAUCACGCUGCAGGUGGUGAACAUGGAGGAGCAGCAGCUGGGACUGGGAGAGCUGCAGCUGGUGCAGGUGCCCGUCUCCGCCGUGCCCGUCUCUGCCGCAGCCGCCGCCGUGGUGGAGGAGCUGCAGGGCACCUUCGUGGACGGCGCUGCCAUGCCCAAGGACGGCGAGCCAGUGAUCUGCCACACCCUGCCUCUACCUGAGGGCUUCCAGGUGGUGAAGGUGGGGGCGAACGGGGAGGUGGAGACGGUGGAGCAGGACGAGCUGCAGCAGCAGGAACAGCCCGAACCGCAGACCGAGGACCCCUCCUGGGCCAAAGACCCCGACUACCACCCCCCUGUGAAGAGGACGAAGAAGACGAAGAAGAGCAAGCUGCGCUACGACACGGAGGAGGGCAAGGACAUGGACGUGUCUGUGUACGACUUCGAGGAGGAGCAGCAGGAGGGGCUGCUCUCAGAGGUCAACGCAGAGAAGGUGGUGGGAAACAUGAAGCCCCCCAAACCCACCAAGAUCAAGAAGAAAGGGGUAAAGAAGACAUUCCAGUGCGAGCUGUGCAGCUACACCUGCCCGCGCCGCUCCAACCUGGACCGCCACAUGAAGAGCCACACGGACGAGAGGCCACACAAGUGCCACUUGUGCGGCAGGGCCUUCAGGACUGUUACCCUGCUGAGGAACCACCUGAACACACACACAGGAACGCGGCCACACAAGUGCACAGACUGUGACAUGGCCUUUGUCACCAGUGGAGAGCUGGUCAGACAUCGACGCUAUAAGCACACCCACGAGAAGCCCUUCAAGUGCUCCAUGUGUGACUACGCCAGUGUGGAGGUGAGUAAGCUGAAGCGGCACAUCCGUUCGCACACCGGGGAGCGGCCCUUCCAGUGCAGCCUGUGCAGCUACGCCAGCAGAGACACCUACAAGCUGAAGAGACACAUGAGGACACACUCAGGGGAGAAGCCGUACGAGUGCUACAUCUGCCACGCCCGUUUCACCCAGAGCGGCACCAUGAAGAUGCACAUCCUGCAGAAGCACACAGAAAACGUGGCCAAGUUCCACUGCCCGCACUGCGACACCGUCAUCGCCCGCAAGAGCGACCUGGGUGUGCACCUGAGGAAGCAGCACUCGUACAUCGAGCAGGGCAGGAAGUGCCGCUACUGCGAGGCUGUGUUCCACGAGCGCUACGCCCUCAUCCAGCACCAGAAAUCCCACAAGAACGAGAAACGCUUCAAGUGCGACCAGUGUGACUACGCCUGCCGGCAGGAGCGGCACAUGGUGAUGCACAGGCGCACGCACACUGGGGAGAAGCCUUACGCCUGCAGCCACUGUGAGAAAACCUUCCGGCAGAAGCAGCUGCUGGACAUGCACUUCCGACGCUACCACGACCCCAACUUCGUGCCCACCUCUUUCAUCUGCACCAAGUGUGCCAAGACGUUCACACGCAGGAACACCAUGGCCAGACACACCGAGCACUGCACUGGCCCGGACACAGAGGGAGAGAACGGUGCCGCGCCCAAGAAGACCAGAGUGGGGAGGAAGAGGAAGAUGCGCAGCCGAAAGGAUGAAGAUGAUGAUGACAGCGAUGAACACGCCGAGCCGGAGCUGGAUGAUGUGGAUGAGGAGGAUGAGGAAGACCUGCUGGCUGCUGAUGAGAUGGAGGUGGAGCAGGCACCCCCCAGCACACCUGUCCCUGCCCCCAUGCCCCCACCUGUCAAGAGGAAACGCGGGCGACCUCCUGGCAAGGCCAACCAGCCCAAACAGCCACCACCAGCCGCCAUCAUCCGUGUGGAGGACGAGAACACAGGGGCUGUAGAGAACAUUAUCGUGAAGAAAGAGGCGGAGCCGCCUGGGAGUGAGGAGGGCGGGGCCAUGCAGCUGCCCGCGGUCGAGGCUGCGCCCAAUGGUGACCUCACACCUGAGAUGAUCCUGAGCAUGAUGGACCGAUGAUGGGCACGCCUGCUCUUCCCAUCCCGCCACCAAGUCCUCUCUGUUUGCUCAGUUUUUAUAUCAAGCUUUUCCCCUCUCCUUUUUCAUUAGUUUCUCAUCUCUCAAAUAAAAGGCCAUGCAGAUCAUUGUGGGAAGGCUUUGCAGGUGUAGAGGCACAUUUUUACAAGAUUAACAAAUGUAGUACUGAUAGCUGGUCCCUGCUGUGUCCAGGGGAAGGUGCUCUUGAGCGAGUUACAGUGAGUAGGGGUUGUGGUGGACUGUACUCUCCCAAAUGUGUGAAGCUGUCCUUACACUUCUGUAACGUUUCCAUGGCACCAGGGGAAUACAGCAGGGUUGUCAGGUUGGUUGCUCUCACUGUUGUAAAGGAAAGAGGAGUGGUGUCUGCUCUCCCCCCCCCCUUUCAGAGGGAUCCCUGUUCUUGGUGUCCAUGGCGCCUUUUGUUGCUGUGCUUCACCCAAGUCUGUCCACUCUUUCCAUGAAGUUAGAAGCUACAAUGAGUCUUCACCAUUGCAUACUUGCUCAGCGGUCAGAGAGGAUAGGACAAUGAGACCCAUUGUUUUAAGCCUGCAAUUAUGUUGUACAAAGCAAUCUUGGCUAGUUUUGCUUGUAAAUAAUUUAAUUUUUUUUUGUUUUAGGAACAUUUGACUCUUUUUCUAGUUAUUGGAGAUUAUGUAAAUGCUGAAAGUGUUGGCAUUUUAACAGUAGCUUUUGGACUUCAGCCAAUUCAAUCUGUUACUCUCUGGUGAUUAAAUGUGAAGAAAUUCUAUAAAGAAAAUCAUGUAGCAAACAUGUGGCCUCUCUCCUGUUUUUCUUGUUCUUCUGUUCCUUAUUUCUCAUGCAUUCAGUGCAGCUGGAGUGUACCCUGACACCCCCCUCACCCCCGACUCACCCCACACACCCCUCACCUCCCACACCCC
Molecule: messenger RNA, 3915 nt
Organism: Megalops cyprinoides (Indo-Pacific tarpon)
Lineage: Eukaryota; Metazoa; Chordata; Actinopteri; Elopiformes; Megalopidae
Product: transcriptional repressor CTCF-like
Exons: 12
Coding region: 734-2998 (754 amino acids)
Biological process (GO): regulation of transcription by RNA polymerase II
Cellular component (GO): nucleus
Molecular function (GO): DNA-binding transcription factor activity, RNA polymerase II-specific; RNA polymerase II transcription regulatory region sequence-specific DNA binding
Source: RefSeq, a predicted model, not a curated record